AUGGGUUUAAACGGCAUGAUAGGCAAAACUGCAGUCAAAGACUCUGGAGUUGGAGAUAGCAAAAGGCCACACGACCUCGCCACUGCCACAACUGAAAAGCUUCAAGCAUUUAGAUUGCUAGAUGACAGGACUGCUAAGCAGAUCAUCGUUGAAGUUGGUGAAGUGAAGCAAUCAAUAAAGUUCAGGAUGAUUGAAGGGGAUCUGAUGGAACUGUACAAGACCUUCAUCAUAACAUAUCAUGUUGACACAAAUGGAGAAGAUAAUCUCAUAACAUGGACUCUGGAGUAUGAGAAACUGGAAGAACUCGGCCCUCAUCCAGGAACCUUGCUGAACUAUUUCCUUCACGUGAUUGAAGACAUUGAAGCUCAUCAUCUGAACCAAGCUUAA
This is a messenger RNA of Oldenlandia corymbosa var. corymbosa, 387 nucleotides long. NCBI's taxonomy places the organism in Eukaryota, Viridiplantae, Streptophyta, Magnoliopsida, Gentianales, Rubiaceae. The record is from the annotation of a GenBank genome assembly.